AUGUACCAGGACAUGUGCUUGUGGUUGGUGGGCUAUUCGUACCACCCGGUUCGAAUGCUCUCUGGCGUUAGCACAUCUGCGGUCUAUGCCGAUGUUCACGCUCUCCGCUUUCCGAUUUCGGAGCAGGAACAGCGCCAUUCAGCACGGGAGUUUGCUAGACUUAGCAAUGACGGCAUCAUGCGUGGCUGUGUGGGUGCCAUAGACGGCUGGCUAUGCCCUAUUCAAGUUCCUCGCCGGCGUGAAGUACGAAUAGUGGCGUCGUUCUUUUCCGGUCACUACCCGCGAUACGGCAUCAAUGUGCGACCGCGUGUUGAUUAUCACUGCAGAUUUACCGCAAUUUCCAGCUCUUCUCCUGGGGGUAUGGGGGAUUAUAUUGCGUAUCUUCACUGGAAGUUGUCCCAACUUGCUGAUACGUUUCCGAAGGGUUUGCAUCUCGUCGGGGAUAAUGCCUAUUCGAACAGCAACACGCUGCUUACACCAUUGAGAAGACCCCAUACGACUAUCGCCAGCAGAGACAGCUCAAAUUUUCUCCUGAGCCAGCUUCGCAUUCGUGUGGAAAUGGCGUUCGGAUUGUUGGUGAAUAAGUGGCGCAUUUUCAAGAGUCCACUGCGUGUUGGUAUGAAGCAUAUGGGCAAGGUGAUUCAUGUUGCGUGCAUACUCCACCAUUGGUGUAUCAACGAGCGUCUGGCUAAUCACGUCGUGUUUGAGUUCCAGACACUCGCGGGGAUUGCCUUCCAAGCGUCGAAUAACUGCAGCCGGGUGUGCUUCACGAUCUUCGAGGGAUUCAAUCCGGCGAGGCGUCCGUCAGCACUGUGA
Molecule: messenger RNA, 816 nt
Organism: Phytophthora sojae
Lineage: Eukaryota; Oomycota; Peronosporomycetes; Peronosporales; Peronosporaceae
Exons: 5
Coding region: 1-816 (271 amino acids)
Source: RefSeq, a predicted model, not a curated record